GACCCAAAAUGGCGGCCAUGCUUCAACCGGGAAUGCUAAGUCAUCGUGAACAAACCAUGGCUUCUGACGAUUAUCCAGACUGGCUAACAGCAGAACAUAGAACAGGAACAACAAUAAUGGCUGUUGAGUUCAAUGGCGGCGUGGUGAUAGGUGCUGAUUCACGAACAACAACUGGCAUUGAAAUGGGUGAACAGCCACUUGUGAAAACAGUGGCUAAUGUCUUCCGUGAGGUUUGCUAUGGAAACCGCGAUUCACUGACAGCUGGCAUUAUUUGUGCAGGUUGGGAUAAGAGAGAAGGAGGACAGGUUUUUUCAAUUCCCCUGGGUGGAAUGUGUGUGAGGCAGCCCUUUGCCAUAGGAGGAUCUGGAAGUACUUACAUCUAUGGCCAUUGUGAUGCUACUUACAAACAUGGAAUGACAAAGGAGGAGUGUUUCAAAUUUGUGGCAAAUGCUGUGGCGUUGGCUAUGUCAAGAGAUGGUUCAUCAGGUGGAAUAAUCCGUUUGGCAGCCAUUGAUGAGUCAGGCAUAGAAAGGAGAGUUAUUCUCGGAAAUGAGCUUCCUACUUUCUACGAAGGAUAAAUAGCACCACUGAAAGUUUCCUGUUCCAUUGACAUUUUAUUUGUAUUAAAAUUAAUCACCGACUGUAGAGCAGAAAUAAAAUCUUGUGGUUUGAGUAGUCUAA
This is a messenger RNA of Pocillopora damicornis (cauliflower coral), 681 nucleotides long. RefSeq names its product proteasome subunit beta type-6. Gene Ontology annotation, cellular component: cytoplasm; proteasome core complex. Gene Ontology annotation, molecular function: threonine-type endopeptidase activity. NCBI's taxonomy places the organism in Eukaryota, Metazoa, Cnidaria, Anthozoa, Scleractinia, Pocilloporidae. The record is from RefSeq and is a predicted model, not a curated record.